Pristis pectinata (smalltooth sawfish) is the source of this 1917-nucleotide messenger RNA. It is a transcript of the gene gckr, whose product is annotated as glucokinase (hexokinase 4) regulator. Lineage: Eukaryota; Metazoa; Chordata; Chondrichthyes; Rhinopristiformes; Pristidae. Gene Ontology annotation, molecular function: fructose-6-phosphate binding; enzyme binding; carbohydrate binding. Gene Ontology annotation, cellular component: nucleoplasm; mitochondrion; cytosol. Gene Ontology annotation, biological process: carbohydrate derivative metabolic process; response to fructose; negative regulation of glucokinase activity. The transcript has 20 exons. The record is from RefSeq and is a predicted model, not a curated record.
AUGGGCUGUGUUGGCGAUCUUGCAGAAUCCCCUGAAGGUUACAGUAAGAUGAAGAAAAGCACUAAAAGAUUCAAGCAUGACAUUGAAACUCUGCACCCAAGGCAAAAGCAGCUUGCAGAAUAUGAAGCCACUCUCCCCGUCACAGAGAGGUCCAACCCCAUAACACAGGGUAUAGACCAAUCAGAUUCAGUUCAGCUUGUCCAACUGUUGAAAAAAUGUGCUGAAGAAAUAUUUCAGAAGGAGGACGACACAACUACAAACUAUCAGACGCUGUACAGUGAAUCUAUCUUAAGGGCAAUGAGGGACACGGCCAAACAAGUUCAAGAGCUACUGAGGGAUCCUGAUGAUAACCUGAUUGUACUUAGUGGAUGUGGAACAUCAGGAAGAUUAGCAUUUCUGCUUGCUUCUUCCUUCAACAGUUUAUCCAAAACAAAAAGCUAUGACUAGAUCAUUGCUGGAGGGGAUAAAGCUCUAAUGACUUCUCAAGAGCUACCUGAAGAUAAUCCGGAGACAGGGAUUAAAAUGUUAAAAGCAAUUUCAGAAAAGAAAAAGAAAGUAUUGUUCAUUGGGAUUUCAUGUGGAUUGUCAGCUCCAUUUGUUGCUGGUCAGCUUGACUUCUGCAUGAGCAACAUGGACAAAUUUAUUCCUGUUCUAGUGGGGUUCAACCCAAUUCAUAUGGCAAGACCUGACAAAAUAGAGGGAUGGCACUCCACAUUUCUUCGAGUAGCAGAACAAGUUCAGAAACUACACAAUGUACAUAAGGCAUUUAUCAUCAACCCUGUUGUCGGGCCUGAAGGGAUCACUGGAUCAUCCCGAAUGAAAGGUGGAAGUGCCACCAAAAUCCUGCUGGAGACCAUGCUCCUGGCUACACACAGGGCUCUGGAAAACAACACUGACAUCACAAACGGGUGCUUGGUGGAUUUGCUGAGAAGUUAUGAAGAAAUUCUGACAAUCACAUAUUCUCACAGGGAAAAAAUUGCUGCUUUGGUGAAACAGGCUGGUGCAAGCUUACAACAGGAUGGCCAUAUAUAUUAUAUUGGAUGGAAGUCACUUGGUAUCAUGGGAAUCAUUGACACAAGUGAAUGUGUACCAACAUUUGGAGCAGAUGCCAGUCAUGUGUGUGGAUUUAUAUACAAUGGCUUCAACGAAAUGGCAAAUAAAGAAGGAGAUCUGUCAGCACGGGGGCCAGAAUUUGCCAUCUCUCAUGAACAUUUUCUGAAGAGAAUACUGCCCUUAAUCCUCAGGAAUGACACUGUUGUCUUUGUCUUUACCUUGGAUGACCAUGUUGCAGAGAUUGAGAAAAUUGCAUGCAAGGUGAAAGUGUCAACUUCCAAUUUGUUUGCAAUCUCACAUGGAACAGAAGAACAAUACAUGCCUCAACAGCUCAGAAAAUUAUUUUCCAUCAUAAUCAGUGCCGUUUGGCCCAUGACGUUGUCUAAGUACAAAGAGUGCUAUGUCCAGAUGUUUCACCGUGAACUGAGCACAAAAUGGAUGCUAAAUGCAAUUAGCACCGGUGCACAUAUCUUAAAAGGGAAAAUCUACCAUAAUUACAUGAUUGAUCUCAAAGUCAGUAACUCCAAAUUGUUUGGACGAGCUUUGCACAUCCUCCAGAUAUUUACAGGCCACACCCAAUCCCAAUGUUUUGAGGCUUUGUUAAAAUCUAUCUAUGAAACAGAUGAAUUAAGUGAAAAAAAUAAAAGUUUGGAAAUUUCAGAACAUAUUCAGCAAGUGGCAACCAUGAGCAAGAUUGUUCCUGCAGCAAUGGUGGCAUUAAUGGAAUGCUGCUCCACAUCCAAAGCAAAAACUCGACUAGCAUCCAUUCCCUUUGUUCGAGAGGCCAUUAGUACGUCCAGCACUCCAGGACACAAGUGGAGGGCAGAACACUCUGAUUCAGCUGGAAAGGAAAUGAAUGAAUGA